ACCUUGUUUUCCACUAUCUUAGUUGGAUAAAUAAUCAUGAUAUUGUUGCUUUUAGCAGGGCUGUUUGUAACGAGAAGUGAUUGUCAGAGUUCAUCUCAAUAUACAGAGUGGCCUAGUGGCAGUUAUGGUCUCCCUUCGCCAAAAACAGGAUGCCCGAGUACGGCAAAGAGCGUAUGGAAAACUGGCUGGAGAUUACAAGAUAUGGAAGACUCGCCAUCCCGCACACGGUCCAGAGUAUCUGCAGGAUCACAUAUGCUCGUUAAAUUUAUUGGAGAUAAAAAGGAUAUAAAGAGAACAUUCUGCAUGAAAGCAAAGACUGGAACACCAAAAAGAAACUGGCCAAAAGGUAGUUAUUGUAUUUACAAAAAAGGCUCAUCGUGUCCGGAGGGUAUGGACGACGGUUGGAUUUACUGGGAUGAUGAAGAUUACAGAAAUGGAAAUAGUCAUGGUGGAUCACUGCCGUUUGGUUCCUAUGACGGAAAUACAAAAAUUUAUUAUUGUUGUCAAACGAAGGGUCAAUGGUAUAAUUCAAUUGAGCUGCCAGUUAGUCAACCAUUUUACUUACUUACAUCCAGCUCUACUGCCAACCCCGUGUGUCAGAUGGUCAAGUGGGCAUUUAGUUACUUGGAGUAUAUCGUAUUUGAUACAAAUCAUCAGAACAAUGCGGACAAUGCAGGAGGAAAACAUGCGUUCCGGAAAUAUAGACAAAAAAUAUACUAUUGUUAUUAUGAAGAUUGUCGUCGUUAUUUGACUGACCCCAAGAUUCCUAGCGAUUCAUUUCAAUCACAUUCAGCACCAGUAACCAAGUUUGACAAACGCUCACAAUAUUGCUCCUGGUUAAUAACGAUUCUUGAUACAUACAUUAUAUCAUUAAACUUUAAAGAAAUAACCAUACCAAGUUGUGAUGGUACAUUUCUGAGAGUGUACGAUGGUAAGAACGACACAGCUCCGUUAAUUGGAACAUACUGUGGUUCAAACGCAACAAUAGAACUGAAGAUAAAGUCGUCAGCAAAUAAUUUAUUCAUCGUGUCCAAUUCUGGAAAUCCGUGGAAUAACAAUGGUUUCAAAUUUGACGCCCAAUACAAUGCUGAACACAUGACAGGGUGUCGUGAUGAAAUUAUUGGAAUGGCUGAUUAUAUAAGAUCACCGGAGAUUAAUGCCCCCGAACACUAUCCCCGCUAUUCCAAUUGUUCCUGGUUGGUUACUGUUGACGAGGCGUAUUUAGUAAACUUAAAAUCUACUUCGAUAAGUAUUAAAGAUGAUGAUUUCAUCAAAGUUUAUGAUGGUAGUAAUGAGAAUACACCGGAGCUUAUUCGCUAUCCAAACUCCAAUGAUACCAUCAAGAAUGGCACUCUUGUAUCAUCCUCAAAUGUGAUCUACAUUGUAUUAACCUUCGGAGAAUCCUCCACUCAUAGCACUCAGUUUAUUUUUCACUACGCUCGACAACUUAAACCAACAGAAAAGAUCACGAAAUUUGAACUAACACGUACGUCUCAUAUUUCCAAUGUGACCACACAAACACCUGACAGAGAUUUGGCAAAGCAAAAUGAAGACAACCAGACUACUUAUAUCAUCGUUGCUAUUGUUGUCAGCGUGAUUUUUAUAUUAUUGUUGGUUGGCCUCUUCGUCUUUCUCAGAAGGAGAAAGAAAAAUGCUGAGACAUCAGGUGAAUUGCAUAUGAAUCGAGCGUACAGCUUGAGGACGAAUGUUUCAACAAAUGAUGAGGAUUCAGUGCAUUAUGCUAAUCCUUCACCACAAGAGAGAAUUUGGAUUGGAAGUUCCCGCAAAGUCUGUAAGGAGAGUAAAAAUCCCAUUUACGAAGCAGCAGAAGGGCAAGAACCUGUUGCUCUGUAUUGUUCAGUGGAUGCUACGAACGAACCGCUGGUCAAAAAUGGAGCCGGUGCAGCUCAAAGUAAUAAUCCGUUGUAUGAUGUGGGUGGCGUGACAUUAGUUUCACAUGAAUAUGCCGAGCCGAACGAGCAGAAAAAGGGGAUAGUUUACGACGAGCCUCGAGUUUAGUAUCAUUCCACGGAGCCUCUCAGUUCAAGAAGGUACAGUUUUUGUCAGGUAUUGGAGUCAAACAUAAUUGAGCAUGUCAUUUGAAGUAAUGUAGUAUUUUACCACGUAAAACGCAGUACACAGGUGAAGACGCAUAUGAUAUAUGUUUUCCCGGUUGUUUUAAACUGAACUAAAAACUAUAUCAUGCUGCACCUGUAUGCAUGGUUAUCAACGAGUUAAGACAACAUUGUUGACAGUAACAACCAUGUCCGUGAGGUGCUGCACACAUUGCUGAGUCAUUGUUUGAUCAACCGAGAAAUCAAAAUGAACCUUCGCGUUUUCACUCGUCUGUAGUGCAGUACACAGCAAAAUGACAUUUAUAUCUUAGUCGACGUUGUCGCUAUUUAUCGUGAACGUUGCAUUGUAGGAUUAGGGUGGGGUCAGGGUUAGGGUGGGAUCAGGGUUAGAGUGGGGUCAGGGUUAGGGUAGGAUCAGGGUUAGGGUGAGUUUUUAUAUAAUGCAUUAUACUGUAAAACAGAACUAUAUGAUCCAAUUUACAAGUUUCAUGGUUAUCUUGGAGGUGCAUAUAUAUUCUAUUGAUAGUAAUUUUGAAUAUUGUAAUAAUUGAAUACUGUAAAACUUACUCAACCCACUUUUUAAAAUGCUGUACACUGAUCUAUUCUUAUAAUCAUUUUUUAUAUGCGUUAAAAAGUGAUAGAGAUGAUAGAGUUUGUAGUAUAGAAUUUUACUUACUCUGUGAUUUAUUUAUUUAGGCGAUAUUUAAUUAGAAUUUAGGCAAGUAAUUUUAGUGCCUUGACAAAUAUUUUUUAUGAUAUUAAAUAUAAAAU
Messenger RNA from Dendronephthya gigantea, 2846 nucleotides. RefSeq names its product cubilin-like. Lineage: Eukaryota; Metazoa; Cnidaria; Anthozoa; Malacalcyonacea; Nephtheidae. The record is from RefSeq and is a predicted model, not a curated record. Gene Ontology annotation, molecular function: wide pore channel activity. Bases 37 to 2019 code for a protein of 660 amino acids. The transcript has 9 exons. Gene Ontology annotation, cellular component: membrane.